Messenger RNA from Culex quinquefasciatus (southern house mosquito), 996 nucleotides. Its product is annotated as protein obstructor-E-like. The transcript is spliced from 2 exons. Gene Ontology annotation, cellular component: extracellular region. The record is from RefSeq and is a predicted model, not a curated record. Gene Ontology annotation, molecular function: chitin binding. Lineage: Eukaryota; Metazoa; Arthropoda; Insecta; Diptera; Culicidae. Bases 61 to 948 code for a protein of 295 amino acids.
ACAAGCAUAAGCUUUGUGUCAUUAGUCUUCACUGAACUGACCUGCUGAAAAAAUCGCGCCAUGGACUGGCAACUCUUUGGAUUUGUCUCUAUGUGCUUAUAUUUGGGAAUACAAGCCGCAACCCUACAUCAGCUCAAUGAAGUCUCACUAAACGUCACCAAUACUCUGCCAGGAAACAGUAACGGAUGGCGAAUGUUGGAAACGAUUCUAGACUGCGCCUCGGGCUCCAUAGAAGCUGUACCAGGGGAAAGCUGCGGCCAAGAUUUCUUUAUACAGUGUAAAGCUGACGCGAGACAAGAUGCAGCACGAAUUCCUGUGAGAUGCACGAGCAACAUGAACUUCAAUCCCGCCCCAGAGACUGGAUUUUGUGACCCAUUCUUCCACUGUGGUGAAGAAACAAUGGCGGUUUGUCCACCGAGCGGUUCACUGAUGGUAGCUUCAACGGUGUGCAACGAGUUCGUCCUGUGUCUCAAUGGAACCCCAGAGCAAAAAAAGUGCCCCGAUGGAACAAACUUCGAUCCAUACUACGGCACAUGUACCACUAGCUACGAUUGUAACGGCUUCCAAUGCCCGGAAGGAGCAUUUACAGCGGGCAUGGGAUCGUGCAAUCGGUUCUACUUCUGUGGAGCUGAUGAUCCCGUGAUCUUGGAAUGUGGCCCAGGAUGGAGCUACAAUCCGGUGCAGCUCGAGCCGUAUGGUGGAUCGUGUGAGGAGAACUACCAGUGCCAGGAGUCGGCCAUCUCGGAAAACGUUCGAGUUUUGACGCCGGCUCAGCCCUGUCCAGAGCGGGGAACGGCCUUUCGGAUGCACGAACAGGACUGCUCCCUGUACUACUACUGUCGAGACGGGGUAGAGCGUCUGCAGUCGUGUGGAUUCGAUCAGUUUGAUAUGUUUACGGGACGUUGUGUUCGGAGGAAUCAAGCGACAUGUUUUCCGGGGACGAGCUGAAUGUUAAUUGAAUUGUUUGAACAAUUAACAACGUCAAAAUUUAAAACA